Messenger RNA from Neltuma alba, 612 nucleotides. RefSeq names its product cytochrome P450 71D10-like. Lineage: Eukaryota; Viridiplantae; Streptophyta; Magnoliopsida; Fabales; Fabaceae. Gene Ontology annotation, molecular function: iron ion binding; heme binding; oxidoreductase activity, acting on paired donors, with incorporation or reduction of molecular oxygen. The coding region runs from base 1 to 612 and encodes 203 amino acids. The transcript has a single exon. The record is from RefSeq and is a predicted model, not a curated record.
AUGAUUCUGGGAGGGACUGAGACCUCAUCCACGAUAAUAGAAUGGGCAAUGGCUGAACUACUGAGAAACCCUGGAUUGAUGAAGAAGACACAAGCAGAAAUCAGACAAGUAGUUUCCGACAACAAAGGAUGUAUCGACGAGACAACUCUUGAGAAUCUAAGGUAUCUUAAAGCAGUGAUCAAGGAAACUCUGAGACUGCAUCCUCCAGCUCCAUUUCUGAUCCCAAGAGAGUGCACACAGACUUGUGAGAUCAAUGGGUACACAAUACCCGUUGGAACACAAGUUCUUGUGAACGUUUGGGCCAUUGGGAGAGACCCUGAUUAUUGGAGCUUAGCAGAAGAGUUUUUGCCGGAUAGAUUCUUGAACCUUGCUAUAGAUUACAAAGGUUUCAACUUUGAGUACUUACCAUUUGGUUCUGGGAAGAGGAUAUGUCCUGGGAUGUUAUUUGGUGUGGCCAGUGUGGAGAUAGUUCUUGCUCACUUGCUUUGUCGUUUUGACUGGGAGCUUCCUUCUGGGACUAUUCCAGAAACCCUAGAUAUGACUGAAACUUUAGGCACCACCAUGAGAAGGAAAAAUCACCUGAUUUUAAUCCCCAAACGUUAUUAUAGUUAA